AACUCCCUAUGUUGUCGUCUACCUUGCGUCCUAUUUCUUCUUCCUUGCUUCUUUCCCCAAUUCCGCCUACCUACGAUUCCUUCUCAUAAAACCGGGUACUUGGAUCCACAGAUUAUUCCUCGAUUUCACUUCUCCUCUUUUGCAUCUCAGCGAGGCCCCGACGAGCUGCUGCAAUUCGCUUGAGAACCUGUGAUUCCCCGGUUCCGUGAUCGAAUUGGAGAGCGUCGCGAUCUGGAUCCACCUCCGCCACCACCUCCAUCUCCACCACCACACUUCCAAUAUACUUGAUUCUCUAGGCGAUUGGGUGCCAUGAACCCCGAUAUGCAACUUCUUCUGGCAGAAAUCCAAAAGCUCACAACCAAGCAAUCCACAAUCCAGAAGCAACUCGCAUAUCAGCGGGAUCUGCUUGAGUGCCGCAUCCAGGAGGCAAAUUUGUCUAUAGAGAAGCGCUUCGAUGAGUCGGACACCACCAUCGAGCGUCGCAUCCUCAACUCAGAGUUGCGCCAUGACGCACGCUUCUUCGUCAUCGAGAAAGCCACCUGCGAGGGUGUCGUCGAUGACCCACAUCUGCACAUUUGCAAGUCCGACAAGUAUUGGAAUCGUUCCAUGAUUCAAGCCACCAUCAAGCCAGCGCUCAUCCUCGAGACUCCCAUCAAAUCAGAGCAGCACGUCGCGCCCCCACCUGCUCGCUACAUGGCUGCUCGCCCCAACGGGCACCCCGUCGCCAACGACCACCGGGAGAAUGAGCAGGAGUUGUCACCACCCCCACUCUUUCUCCAGUCAUGGGACGAUGCAUCAAAGAAGCAUGAUUGGAGGUGUAUUGAUGCUCCCUUGGCGCCACGAUGGGCUCCAAAGGGCGCCUACCCUCUAUCUUCUCCACUAGGAGUAGAUAAGGCACAAGUAGUCUCCUCUAAUAAGUCAGGUCUGGCCCCCAAACCUCUGGAUCGUCGUGUUGCUGACCUCAAGGCAUAUCGCCAUGCUCGCGAGCUACAUGAUUAUUGCGGAGAGAAGUGGAUCCAAGACCACAAGUGUGUGACCCAAGGCAAUCUCCAUGUGCUGGAAGAACUUUAUGCUCUUUUCUCGACUGAAGAUACUGUAGAUAGUCCGGCAACAGAAGAAGAUGAGGAACAGUUAUGUCAUUGUUUGUCUGCUGAUGCAGCAAGUUUUGUGACCAGCGUCAAGGCUCUGCAGUUUAUAGGACAGAUUCAUCAGCUCCCUAUUCUGAUACUUCUUGAUUCAGGCUGCUCUACUUCUUUCAUAAGUCAAGACUUGGUUACUCGGCUUUCUGUUCUCCCAGUGCAGUGCAAGCCCUUUAGCGUCACGGUGUUGAAUGGAGAAACAAUGCAGUGUGCUAGUCUCCUACCUGAGACAGUUUGGACUAUGAACAAUUAUCAUUUUCAGCACGAUUUUAGUAUCUUGUCUAUGGACCAUUAUGACAUCAUUCUCGGAAUGGAUUGGCUCGAACUGUUCAGCCCAAUGGAAGUCGAUUGGCGUCAGCGUUGGCUUGCUUUUUCAUACAAUGGUAUUCCUGUUCGUUUGCAAGGUGUUUCUCCAGAUGUUCCUGACUUUCCCAAUGAGUUGCUGGUUCCGUCUGAUAAUAACAAGGCUACGAAGCAAAAACCCCCGCCUCCGAAUGAUUGUCUGGCGCGCCCGCGCGGAGCGCCACGCACGGCUGCACGGGACGGGACCGCGCCCGGCCGGCCCCCGACUGUGCGGCGGUCGCUAGCGUCCACCGCUGAAAGCCUGAAUUGA
Messenger RNA from Sorghum bicolor (sorghum), 1752 nucleotides. RefSeq lists its product as uncharacterized. Bases 310 to 1752 code for a protein of 480 amino acids. The transcript has 3 exons. The record is from RefSeq and is a predicted model, not a curated record. NCBI's taxonomy places the organism in Eukaryota, Viridiplantae, Streptophyta, Magnoliopsida, Poales, Poaceae.